Messenger RNA from Tarenaya hassleriana, 1561 nucleotides. RefSeq names its product hydroxyproline O-galactosyltransferase HPGT3. Gene Ontology annotation, cellular component: Golgi membrane. The record is from RefSeq and is a predicted model, not a curated record. The transcript is spliced from 12 exons. Gene Ontology annotation, molecular function: hexosyltransferase activity. Bases 174 to 1217 code for a protein of 347 amino acids. NCBI's taxonomy places the organism in Eukaryota, Viridiplantae, Streptophyta, Magnoliopsida, Brassicales, Cleomaceae.
AAUAAUAAUAAUUCAAUUCAAAGCUUGCUUCGAUUCGUCUGUUACUACAAAUUUGCUUUCCUUCUCCAGCAGAUUCAUUUCAUUUUUUUUUUGGUUUCACCGAAAGCGGUUUUUGGAUUUUGAAUCUGUCUCUGCCUCCGAUCUCCGAUCUCGAUCUCUCGCUGUGGAUUGAGAUGGAGAGCUUACCGACGACGGUGCCGGCGAAAUCAGAACGGCGAGGAAGGCCGUCGAAGUCUCAACGCACCUCCAAGCCCUCCCUUGCUAUGGCCUUCUUCUCUUGCCUCGCUUGGCUCUACGUCGCUGGUCGAUUAUGGCAAGAUGCGGAGAACAGAGUGUUACUCAAUAAUCUGCUUAAGAAGAACUAUGAUCAGAGACCUAAGAUUCUCACUGUGGAAGACAAGUUGAUGGUCCUAGGAUGCCAAGAUCUUGAGAGGAGAAUUGUUGAAACUGAAAUGGAGUUGACUCUAGCGAAGAGUCAAGGUUAUCUUAAAGGCCAAUUGCAGAAAAGUGGCUCAUCUUCGAGGAAGAAAUUGCUUGCUGUAAUUGGAAUGUAUACAGGUUUCGGAAGCCGUUUGAAGCGCAAUACCUUUAGAGGCUCUUGGAUGCCGCAAGGUGAUGCCUUAAGAAAACUUGAGGAGAGAGGAGUUGUCAUACGUUUUGUGAUUGGUCGGAGCCCAAACCGGGGUGAUAGCUUGGAUCGGAGCAUCGACGAGGAAAAUCGUGCUACUAAAGAUUUUUUGAUUCUUGAGAAUCACGAGGAGGCUCAAGAAGAGUUGCCCAAGAAAGCGAAGUUCUUCUUCAGUGCUGCUGUUCAGAAUUGGGAUGCAGAGUUUUAUGUUAAAGUUGAUGAUAAUAUUGACCUAGAACUUGAGGGAUUAAUCGGACUCCUUGAAAGUCGCCGUGAUCAAGACGGUGCUUACAUCGGAUGCAUGAAAUCUGGGGAAGUGGUGGCUGAGGAGGGAAGACAAUGGUAUGAGCCGGAUUGGUGGAAAUUUGGAGAUGAGAAAUCGUACUUCCGCCAUGCGGCUGGUUCGCUUUUGAUACUCUCCAAGAAUUUGGCGCAGUAUAUUUAUAUCAACAGUGCAUCCUUGAAGGCAUACGCUCAUGAUGACACAUCCAUCGGCUCUUGGAUGAUCGGUGUUCACUCAACCUAUAUAGACGACAACCGCCUUUGCUGUAGCAGCAUCCGACAAGACAAGGUGUGUUCCGUGGCUUGAUCAACGCGUUUGCUGAUGGGCUUCGCCUUUGCGGGGAGAGACAACGGGCAUUUUCCGAGCAUUCUUGGAUCCAAAGCGUAGACAGAGUUGCUAUUCUUCUUUUGGUUAGAAUCAGAUGAGUGUUUUACUUGGUAGUAAUUAAUGUUUUGAUUAGGGCAGGCAUAUACCCAUAUGACAAUGAGGAUUUAACCCUCAGCCGCUAAAUAUAGAGAGUGAUGAGGACUUGGGGCUUGGGAGAAGAAGGUUGCAUGCUUUUACUUGCUCUUUUUGUUCCCUUUCUUUUCUAUGCCCUUUAUAAUUAUCUUCACAUAAACCUACUUACAUAUAUACAAGUUCUUCUGCUA